Molecule: messenger RNA, 2014 nt
Organism: Myodes glareolus (Bank vole)
Lineage: Eukaryota; Metazoa; Chordata; Mammalia; Rodentia; Cricetidae
Source: RefSeq, a predicted model, not a curated record
GCACUGCGGCUCAGACUCUCUUGUGGGCUGAUGGCUUGUCAGUUGGGCAGCUGCAACAUGAAUGCAGUGACCUAUGAUGACGUGCAUGUCGACUUCACUUGGGAAGAAUGGACUUUGCUGAAUCCUUCCCAGAAGAGUCUCUACAGAGAUGUGAUGGUGGAGACCUACAGAAACCUCACUACUAUAGGAUACAUUUGGGAAGGCCAUAAUAUUGAAGAACAUUGUCAAAAUUCUAGAAGCCAUGAAAGGCAUGAAAAUAUACAUACUAGAUUGAAACCCUAUGAAGAAUAUGAGUGUGAUAAAGCCUUUUUACAUCACAAUCAUCUUCAAAUGCUUAUAAGAUCAUACACUGGAGAGAAACCCUAUGAAUAUAAUCAAUGUUGUAAAAUCUUUGCCUGUCACUGCACUCUUCAAAUGCAUAAAAGAACACAUACCGGAGAGAAGCCUUAUGAAUGUAAUCAGUUUGGCAAAGCUAUUGCGCUUUCCAGUACUUUUCAAAUUCAUAAAAGAACACAUACUGGAAAGAAGCCAUAUGAAUGUUAUCAGUGUGGUAAAGUCUUUGCAUUUCCCAGUGUUCUUCAAAGACAUGAAAGAAUGCAUACUGGAGACAAGCCCUAUGAAUGUCAUCAGUGUGGUAAAGCCUUUGUGUGUCAGAGUAAUCUCAAAAUGCAUGAACGAACCCAUACUGGAGAGAAACCCUAUGAAUGUAAUCAGUGUGGUAAAGCCUUCGCACGGCACAUUUAUCUUCACAAUCAUGAACGAACCCAUACUGGAGAGAAGCCCUAUGAAUGUAAUCAGUGUGGUAAAGCCUUCGCUCGGCCAGGGCAUCUUCAAACUCAUGAAAGAACGCAUACUGGAGAGAAACCCUAUGAAUGUAAUCAGUGUGGUAAAGCCUUUGCAUGUCUCAGUACUCUCCGAAAGCAUAAAAGAACCCAUACUGGAGAGAAACCCUAUGAAUGUAAUCAUUGUGGUAAAGCCUUUGCACAGCACUAUCAUCUACAAAGUCAUGAAAGAACCCAUACUGGAGAGAAACCCUAUCAAUGUAAUCUGUGUGGUAAAGCCUUUGUGUGUCCUAGUUAUCUCCAAAUUCAUGAAAGAACGCAUACUGGAGAGAAACCCUAUGAAUGUAAUCAAUGUGGUAAAGCCUUUGUAUAUCAAAGGAGUCUCCAAACACAUGUAAAAACCCAUACUGGAGAAAAACCGUAUAAAUGUAAUCAGUGUGGUAAAGCUUUCACACAGCAUGGUCAUCUUCAAAUUCAUGAAAGAAGACAUACUGGAGAGAAACCCUAUGAAUGUAUUCAGUGUGGUAAAGCCUUUGCAUAUCCCAGUAGUUUCCAAAAACAUAAAAGAACCCAUACCGGGGAGAAACCCUAUGAAUGUAAUCAGUGUGGUAAAGCCUUUGCAUGGCUCAGUUAUCUCCGAAAGCAUAAAACAAUCCAUACUGGAGAGAAACCCUAUGAAUGCAAUCAGUGUGGUGAAGCCUUUGCACAGCACAUUCAUCUACAAAGUCAUGAAAGAAUCCAUGCUGGAGUUAAUCCCUAUGAAUGUAAUAGGUGUGGUAAAGCCUUUGUAUGUCACAGUAGUCUCCAAACACAUGAAAAACAUACUGGAGAGAAACCCUAUGAAUAUAAUCAAUGUGGAAAAGCCUUUGUAUUUAUAGUAAUCCCUAAAAACAUAAAAGCACCCAUACUAGAGAGAAACAUAAUGUAUGUAAUUAGUGUGCUAAAGGCUUUGUUUAUCAUAGUUAUUUUUAAAGACAUGAACUAACAAAUGCUAAACUCUAUGAAUGUAACGAGUGUGGUAAAGCCUUUGCACUUUACAGUACUCUACAAAUGCAUAAAAGAUCACACACUGGAGAUAAACUUUAUGAAUGUUAUCAGUUUGGUAAAGCCUUUGCAUGUGUGAAUAAUCUAAAUCAUGAGAAAAAAUCAUACUGCAGAGAAACCCUGUAAACGUAUUCAGUGUAAUAAAGUUUUGUACUUUAUAUAGGAAUAAAACUUUUUGUGUGCAACAA